CGUCAAACUGUCGCUCCACUCUCGCCGUACUCCAACUGCAGCAGAAGAUUUGCUGAAAUUUCAGUCAUUCACGGCAUCAAGAGCUAGUGGUUAAGUAGUGUGUUGUCCAGUGUGGUACAAGUACCCGAAAAGUUCCCAUCAAAAUGGCGUCAAUAUUGCGGAAAUCCAGCCUUGUUCUGGUCGAUCUAGCAGCCAAGUCAUCGCCGAGGAUUCUGGGAAAUGCCGGCCAGAGACGUCAUCUGAAUGUGCAGGAACACAUUUCGUAUACCUUUUUGAACGAGGCGGGAAUUCCAACACCGAAAUUCGGCGUUGCUGCAAGUGCACAAGAUGCAGGAAAAAUUGCUAAAGAUUUGAAUACGAAAAACUUAGUCCUUAAAGCACAAGUACUAGCCGGCGGUCGUGGCAAGGGUUCUUUCAAGAAUGGCCUUAAAGGAGGUGUGCGAGUCGUUUUCUCGCCACAGGAGGCCAGUGACAUCUCUGGUAAAAUGAUCAACCAGUUGUUGGUGACGAAGCAAACCGGCGCAGCAGGUCGUAUUUGUAAUUCGGUUAUGGUGGCCGAGCGAAAGUUCCCUCGGCGUGAGUUCUAUUUCGCUGUGAUGAUGGAACGGGCGUUCAAUGGUCCGGUUUUGAUCGCCUCGUCUCAGGGAGGUGUCAAUAUUGAGGAAGUAGCUGCGGAGAAUCCGGAAGCUAUAGUUUACGAACCCAUCGACAUUAACACUGGACUGCAGAAGUCUCAAGCUUUGGCUAUCGCCAAAAAAGUAGGACUCUCCGAUAACGCCGAAGAAACUGCCAAAAUGCUGCUAAACAUGUACGAUUUAUUUGUGAAAAAGGAUGCCCUUCUGAUUGAAAUCAAUCCGUAUGCGGAAGAUGCUGGUGAAACCUACUUCGCUCUGGAUGCCAAAAUGCGUUUCGAUGACAAUGCGGAGUUCCGUCAGAAAGAUCUGUUCGCGAAACGUGAUUUGUCCCAAGAAGACCCCAAAGAGGUCGAAGCAUCCAAGUUUGAUCUGAAUUACAUCGCGUUGGAUGGCUCGAUCGGGUGUCUGGUGAACGGUGCCGGAUUGGCCAUGGCUACUAUGGACAUCAUCAAGUUACACGGAGGUGAUCCGGCCAACUUCCUCGAUGUUGGCGGUGGCGCCACGGUGAAGGCUGUCAAGGAAGCAUUCAAAAUUAUCACGUCCGACCCGAAGGUGCACGCAAUUUUAGUUAACAUUUUUGGUGGCAUCAUGAGGUGCGAUGUCAUCGCCGAAGGUAUUAUUCAAGCUACUAAGGAAUUAAAUAUUAAAAUGCCCAUCAUCGUGAGAUUACAGGGCACAAAUGUCAACGAAGCCAAAGAGCUGAUUAAAAAAUCCAAAUUGCGUAUUCUACCGAAAGACGAUUUGGACGAGGCCGCAAUGCUGUCCGUACAUUUGGCCCAGAUUGUGCACUUGGCCCGCGAGGCUCAUCUAGACGUUAGCUUUGAACUGCCCGAAAGUUAUGUUCACUAAACCAUUCUAAAGCUUACUCAUUCGUUGUUUCAUUAUUUUCGAAGGAAACGUUGUCUAGCACAGAGUCGGAUUUCGACUGGUUGUUUGAUACUAAGAAACGGAAAAAACGUCGCCUUAUACCCCGCAAAACGUAGUUAUUUGUUUAUCUCAAAAGUGUAAGCUACUCGUAAACCCUAAUUUAUUUAAGACAUACUCUGCACAGAGUCGUUGUGUUAUUUUAGUAAAUUUUAAAUGGAAGCCGGAACAUAGUCUUGUUUAAACAACCUGAAAAGUGUUGAUCAUCUCAGAGCGAAAUUCAUACUAGAGAUCAUAGACCAAAGGCCACCGGAGAGCUUUUGGUAUUACCAACUAGUAAACUUGACUUUAAUAAAUAUGUGUUAUUUCCUGCACCAACGUAUUCAAUGCACUCAAUAGCAUAGAUGUUAACCUUUCUAUGAAUUAAUAAAUAUGACUGUUUACUUCUUUGAACAUUUUCAACAUCAGUUCCACGAAACAGGUUCGAAAUUCAAAUAUAAAAUAAACCCUUUGCUUUUCUUUGGUAUUUUUUGGCAUUUGAUUUCGAAUAGAAUAAGGAUUGUGCAAAAAAAACUAAAUUUUUCAAUUGUUAUGUUCUCUUUUAUUUAUGCCUUUUUAUUUAGAUAGAAAAGCAUACAUUAGUUGAAAAUGUAUAUGUUAUAUAUUCGCGGGCCUUAAACCUUAGGAAUGCCAAGAUAAUGCGAUCGAUUGGACUAACUAUUGGAAGCGUGUAUACCUACAUGUGUUUUUACAUUUUUGUAUUAUAAGUUGUUAUACAGAGAAAUAAACAAAUCCAUACAA
Molecule: messenger RNA, 2300 nt
Organism: Malaya genurostris
Lineage: Eukaryota; Metazoa; Arthropoda; Insecta; Diptera; Culicidae
Gene: ScsbetaA
Product: succinate--CoA ligase [ADP-forming] subunit beta, mitochondrial
Exons: 8
Coding region: 144-1484 (446 amino acids)
Biological process (GO): tricarboxylic acid cycle; succinyl-CoA metabolic process
Cellular component (GO): succinate-CoA ligase complex; mitochondrion
Molecular function (GO): succinate-CoA ligase (ADP-forming) activity; metal ion binding; ATP binding
Source: RefSeq, a predicted model, not a curated record